AUGUUAGUUUCUGCUUGCUCACAAAGUGCAAUAGGAUUUUAUCAUGAUAUACUUGAGAAGGAACCUGCAAACAAUACGGGACUUUCAAACAUUGUUUACUGGAGUAAAUUUUUAAAAAACAUAACACCUAUGUCUGACCUACAAGCAGAAGUUUCGAAAAAUUUAAUUGACUCUCCGUCACCUCUUAGCCUAAAGAUUAAUCAUUGGUUUGCAGUUUCAGCAUGGAAAUGGUGUACUAACGAUGAUGACUGUGGUAUUUGUCGGAACGCUUUUGAAACAUGUUGUGCAGAUUGUAAACUCCCAGGUGACGACUGUCCUCUUGUUUGGGGUCAAUGUAAUCAUUGUUUUCAUAUGCAUUGCAUUAUAAAAUGGUUAAAUAGUCAGCAAAUGGCUCAACAUUGUCCUUUAUGUAGACAAGAUUGGCGGUUCCGAGAAUAA
This is a messenger RNA of Schistosoma curassoni, 438 nucleotides long. The record is from the annotation of a GenBank genome assembly. Lineage: Eukaryota; Metazoa; Platyhelminthes; Trematoda; Strigeidida; Schistosomatidae.